GAUAUCAGCUUCAGAGAGAGAUAGAAAAGACUCUGGUCUUGGUCUCGAAGCAGCUGAUAGAUAGAGAGAGUCUUGAGAUCGGCUGAUCGAAAUGGCGAGGCAAGGUGUUGCCUCCAUGUUCGCCCUGGCAUUGCUCUUUGGAACCUUCGUCUCCAUCCCCAAAAGCGUGGAGUCCAUCGGGGUGUGCUACGGCAUGAGCGCCAACAACCUGCCGCCGCCGAGCACCGUGGUCGGCAUGUUCAAAUCCAACGGGAUCACCUCCAUGCGUCUUUACGCGCCGGACCAUGCCGCCCUUGAUGCCCUGGGGGGCAGUGGCAUCAACGUCGUCGUCGGGGCGCCCAACGACGUGCUGCCCGCCCUAGCGGGCAGCCAGGCCGCUGCCGCCGCGUGGGUCAGGGACAACAUCCAGGCGCACCCCGCGGUCUCCUUCCGCUACGUCGUCGUGGGCAACGAGGUCGCCGGUGCGCUCACGGCGCACCUCGUCCCGGCCAUGGAGAACAUGCACGCCGCGCUCGCCGCCGCGGGCCUGGGCCACAUCGUGGUGACCACGUCCGUGUCGCAGGCCAUCCUUGGCGUGUACAGCCCUCCUUCCGCGGGGAAGUUCACCACCGAGGCGGACUACUUCAUGCGCUAUGUGAUCCCGUUCCUGGUCCGCACGGGCGCGCCGCUCAUGGCCAACAUCUACCCGUACCUGGCCUGGGCAUGGAAGCCGAGCGCCAUGGACAUGAGGUACGCGCUCUUCACGGCCCCGGGCGUCGUGGUCCAGGACGGUGCCUACGGGUACCAGAACCUGUUCGACACCACGGUGGACGCCUUCUACGCGGCCAUGGCCAGGUACAACGGCGGGUCUAAUGUGAAGCUCGUGGUGUCCGAGAGCGGGUGGCCUUCAGCCGGCGGCGUGGCGGCAUCGCCGGAAAACGCAAGGAUCUACAACCAGUACCUCGUCAAGCACGUCGCCCGCGGCACGCCGCGCCACCCGGGCGCCAUCGAGACGUACAUCUUCUCCAUGUUCAAUGAGGACCAGAAGGAGGAAGGCGUGGAGCAGCAUUGGGGCAUCUUCUACCCCAACAUGCAGCGCGUCUACCCCCUCAGCUUCUGGUAGAGCUAUAGCUAGCCGCCACACGUGCGUGCGCAUACAUACGCAAUUAACAUGUAUGCGCACAUUUAUGUACUGUAUUCUGUAGGGAUUGGUUUCGGCCGCUUAGAGUAUAAACUACUCCCUAUGAUAUAAUAAAAACCAAAUGAGAUUUCCCUUUUUCACUUCUA
Brachypodium distachyon (stiff brome) is the source of this 1266-nucleotide messenger RNA. RefSeq names its product lichenase-2. Lineage: Eukaryota; Viridiplantae; Streptophyta; Magnoliopsida; Poales; Poaceae. Gene Ontology annotation, cellular component: plasma membrane. Gene Ontology annotation, molecular function: hydrolase activity, hydrolyzing O-glycosyl compounds. Gene Ontology annotation, biological process: carbohydrate metabolic process. Bases 92 to 1102 code for a protein of 336 amino acids. The transcript has 2 exons. The record is from RefSeq and is a predicted model, not a curated record.